CACGCUUUAGUUAUAUCUUUAAAGUCGGCUUGCAAAGGUAUGUGUCGGGUCAGUAGUGUGUGCAUUGCAAGCAAGAUCAUUAAUUUGUUGUAUAACUCAAUAUAUACAGUAUGGAAAUGUCCAGCAAUGCCCCUUCAAACAAUGUCAAGCAGCCAUGGUACGGGUCAAAGUCAAGUUGCGAAAUGGACACAAAAGAUAAAAGCAAUGAAAAUGUAUUUAUGACUUUUCAGUCUAAAGAUCCAAUCAUUUCCAUUCCCAUGCAAGAAAAACACCCCAAAAAAAAAAUUCCAGGAAGCGGGGGUGGCCACGGACAUGGUAUUUCCGUUGAACAUCCUACGUCGUAUGGUGAGACCUUGAUGCACCUUUUCAAAGGGAAUGUCGGAUCAGGGAUUUUCGCCAUGGGAGACGCGAUCCGGAACGCCGGAAUUCUCGUUGGACCCGGAAUCGUUCUUUUGUUAGGGAUCAUUUGUGUUCAUUGCCAACACUUAUUGUUAUCAGCGGCCUUAAAAAUGAAAUCGAUGAAAGAAGUUUCCGUCCCUCCAGAUUUUGCCGAAACAGUGGAACUCUGUUUUGCCAGUGGUCCUCCACCAGUGCAAAAAAUGUCAAAAAUUAUGAAAAGACUUGUAAAUGUGUUUCUGUGUAUAACCCAAUUGGGUUUUUGUUGUGUCUAUUUUGUUUUUAUAUCUGAAAACAUUAAAAAGGUUUUGGAUUACUAUGGCUAUGAGUUGGACGUCCAUUUUCAUAUGGCAAUAAUCCUUCUGCCAAUCCUUUGUACGUCUCUAAUUCGUAACUUAAAAUAUCUUGCACCGUUUUCUACUGUUGCUAAUGUCUUCAUGUUGUUGGGGCUCAUCAUUACAAUUUAUUACACAACUCAAGAUUUACCGGCGUUUUCAGAACGAAAUUACUAUGCGGAACUAUCGCAAUUACCGCUUUUCUUUGGGACUGCAGUGUUUGCCUUUGAAGGAAUCGGACUUGUCUUGCCGUUGCAAAACGAGAUGAAGAAACCGUCUGAUUUUAAAAAACCAUUUGGAGUUUUAAAUGUUGGGAUGAGUGUAGUCACUAUUCUCUACAUUCUAAUUGGUUCUCUCUCGUAUCUAAAAUACGGCGAAUGCAUAAAAGGUAGCGUUACUCUUAAUUUACCAACGAGUGAUGUAUUAGCCCAGUCUGUGAAAAUAAUAAUUUCACUGGGAAUCCUUUUCACUUACGCUCUUCAGUUUUAUAUUGCUGUUGAGAUCAUGUAUCCAAAUGUCCAAAAACUGUUAGGACCUGUCAAGUAUCCAGUUUUUGCCGAAUUAACUUUUAGAUCUGUUUUAGUUUUAAUAACAUUUAUCUUGGCGGAAGCCAUACCAUUUUUGAAUCAUUUUAUUUCGCUAGUAGGAGCUGUUAGUAGUUCAACACUAGCGUUAAUCUUUCCUCCAAUUUUGGAUCUUGUAACCAGCUACAGUUUCGGAGAUUUGAAAUGUACAACAGUUAUAAAAAAUGUGAUAAUUUUAAUAUUUGGAAUCGUGGGAUGCGCUACAGGAACUUACGAAAGUAUAAAUUCCAUUGUGAAGGCUUUUAACAAUGACGAGAACGAGAACCCAGACUGUGAGCAAUAAGUGACGUUCUAAUGGAAUAGUGGUUGUAUUUUAAUUAUUAAUUUAUUAUGUAUAUACAUGUGUAUCAUAAUUCAGAUAAACAUUUUACCAUAUAAGUGAUUCUUUGCGUUUUGUAAUAUUUGAUUAGUGAUAAAUAUUUUUAUGAAUGA
This is a messenger RNA of Tribolium madens (black flour beetle), 1747 nucleotides long. Its product is annotated as proton-coupled amino acid transporter 1-like. Gene Ontology annotation, biological process: amino acid transmembrane transport. Lineage: Eukaryota; Metazoa; Arthropoda; Insecta; Coleoptera; Tenebrionidae. The transcript has 9 exons. The coding region runs from base 111 to 1598 and encodes 495 amino acids. Gene Ontology annotation, molecular function: amino acid transmembrane transporter activity. Gene Ontology annotation, cellular component: vacuolar membrane. The record is from RefSeq and is a predicted model, not a curated record.